AUGGCAAAGAAGAAGUCUAAAAGUAGAUCCAAGAGUUCUAGAAGAGCUUUAGAUGCUUUGCAGCUGGCCGAGAGAGAGAUUAAUGGUGAAUUUGACAAUUCCAGCGACAAUGACAAAAGAAAUGACGCUCGCCGUAACGGUACUGUUGUCAACUUAUUGAAAAGGGCAAAGGGUGGCGCCGACAGUGAAGAUGAAGAUGUUGGGUCUGAGUCAUUUGAAGAUGAAGAGUUAAACUCCGACGAAGCUCUGGGAUCUGAGGAUGAUUAUGACGUUUUGAACUCUAAAUUCUCACAAACUAUUCGUGAUAAGAAAAGCGAAAACGGUGCUUACGAGGAGGAAGAAGACGAAGGUGGGUACACUUCUAUUGACGAGGAAGACUUGAUGCCAUUAUCUCAAGUGUGGGACAUGGAUAACAAGACCGCGCAAAGCAAUGAUUUUGAUAAUGAUGAUGAAGAUGCUUCUCCGCAAUUAAAGUUGCAAGACAACGAUGUCAGCUCUGAAUCAAGUAGUUCAGGAGAAAGCGAAUCCGAAGAGGACGAAGAUGAUGAAGACCCCUUCGAUGAAAUCUCGGAAGAUGAAGAAGAUGUGGAGUUAAAUACAAUUACUUCUAAGCUUAUUGAUGAAACAAAAAGUAAAGUUCCAAAAAGACUGGAUUCGUAUGGUACUGGCGAAGCUAACGAGUUUGUUUUGCCUUCUGUAAGCGCAACCAGUGGAUCUUCUGGGAAGUUAAGUUUGGCUGAUAUGAUGAACGCCGUGGAUGAUAGACAAGUCAUUGAAAACGUGAAUUUGCUAAAGGGUAAAUCUUCCACUUAUGACGUCCCCUUGCCACAACGUAUACAACAAAGGCACGAUCGUAAAGCCGCGUAUGAAAUCUCUAAGCAAGAAGUGAGUAAGUGGAAUGAUAUCGUCCAACAAAACAGAAGGGCAGACCAUUUAAGUUUCCCAUUGAAUAAACCCACUGAGCAUAAUCAAGCCUCAGCUUUCACUAGAACUCAAGAUGUCGCACAAACAGAGUUACAAGAGAAGGUUGACCAAGUCUUACAGGAGAGUAACUUGGUCAAUCCAGAAAAGAACUCCACUUUUGAAGAGUUAAGCACUGCGAAGAUGACAUCUGAGGAAAUGAGAAAGAGGACCACCGAAAUGAGGUUGAUGAGAGAGUUAAUGUUCAGAGAAGAGAGAAAGGCUAGGAGAUUAAAGAAAAUAAAAUCGAAAACAUACCGUAAAAUCAAAAAGAAAGAAUUGAUGAGAAAUAGAGAAAUGGCCGAUAUUUCCAGUGAGGAAGAUAACGAAGACCAGGAUGUCGCUAGAGCCAAGGAAAGAAUGACGUUGAAACACAAGACCAAUUCUAAAUGGGCCAAAGAUAUGAUCAAACAUGGUAUGACAAAUGACGCUGAAACCAGAGAAGAAAUGGAAGAAAUGUUAAGACAAGGUGAACGUCUAAAGACAAAGAUCUUGGAUAGAAAUCCUGACGACGAUAAUGAUGAUCGUGUGCAAACCUUGAGUGAUAUUGAAAAUGAAGAAGAAAACAAAGACGCUGCACAAUUGAAGGGUAAGGUGGGCAAGACCGGGGUUAUGAAUAUGGCCUUUAUGAAGAAUGCAGAAGGUAGAGAAAGAGACGCUAACGAAGAAGCUUUACGUAAAUUGAAGGCUGUUGAAAAUGGUGGUGACAUUGAACUUUUUGAAAGUGACAAAGAAGAAACAAAUGGAGAAAAUAUUCAACUAAAUAAAGGUAGAAGAAUAUACACACCUGGUACAUUGGAUUCUAAUAAAGAGAUGGACGAACUAAAUGCCCAUACCAGAGGAGAGCACGAGAUUGACGAAUCUAGAAGUUUGGAAAACAGGUUAAAGGCCAAGAACGGUAAACAAGCGAAAGUCUUUAAGACUAAUGCAGAAGGUGCAAUGAUCGUGGAGGAACCUAGUGAUGAAGAACCCGUUCAAGAUAGUCAACCCCCACAGGAAGACGUCGAGGCAAAGAAUGCUAACCCAUGGUUAGUUGAUGAAAGUGAUGACGAAAGUGCCAUCAGAAAGCAAUCCUCUAAAGUCACCGUUGUUGACAAAGACAGUUCCAAAAACGCUAAAUCCAUGAAUAAAAUGAAUAAAUCUGAAUUGAAGCAAAAAUCAAAAAAGAAAGGUGGUAAAUCGAACGGCGAUGAAGAUCUUUUGCUAAAAGCAGACGAUUCCACAAGAUUAAAGAUAGUGGAUCCAUAUGGUGGCUCGGAUGACGAACAAGGUGGCAAUGAAUUUAUGUUUAAACAGCAGGAGGUCAUUGCUGAAGCGUUUGCUGGGGAUGAUGUUGUAGCGGAGUUCGAAGAAGAAAAGAAGCGUGUCAUAGAUGAUGAAGACGACAAAGAAGUGGAUACCACUUUGCCGGGCUGGGGUGAAUGGGCUGGUGUAGGCUCUAAACCAAAAAAUAAGAGACGGAAAUUUAUCAAGAAAGUUAAGGGGGUUGUGAAUAAAGACAAAAGAAAGGACAAGAGUCUGCAAAAUGUGAUUAUAAAUGAAAAGGUAAACAAGAAAAACCUGAAAUAUCAAUCAUCUGCAGUACCAUUCCCAUUCGAAAACAGAGAACAAUAUGAGAGAUCCUUACGUAUGCCGAUUGGCCAAGAAUGGACAUCUAGAGCAUCUCAUCAAGAGCUUAUUAAACCAAGAAUUAUGACUAAACCAGGUCAAGUCAUUGACCCAUUAAAGGCACCAUUUAAAUAA
Saccharomyces eubayanus is the source of this 2703-nucleotide messenger RNA. It is a transcript of the gene UTP14, whose product is annotated as Utp14p. Lineage: Eukaryota; Fungi; Ascomycota; Saccharomycetes; Saccharomycetales; Saccharomycetaceae. Gene Ontology annotation, cellular component: small-subunit processome; nucleolus. Bases 1 to 2703 code for a protein of 900 amino acids. Gene Ontology annotation, biological process: rRNA processing. The record is from RefSeq and is a predicted model, not a curated record. The transcript has a single exon.